AGUCCGACGGCCUCUGAAUGCAGCACGUCGUCGUCACAGUGCGUGAUAUCCUUCCGCGGGAGAGAAGCGUACGGCCCUUUCCCUCUCGACAAUACAGGAUGUGAACGGGCGGCGGUGAAGCCUCGAGACGUUCUUCUGCAACAGGGCCGUUACAAUUUCCCGCACCAUCCAAGUGAAAACCCCAACAUAGCACCGGGGAACCUCCGCCUCUUUUCUCACCGACUGAACCCGCCCAGUGGCUGGCACCGAUCGAGCUCCGUGGAAGAAAUAUAAUCCCGCUGUGAGCGCUGCGCGGCAACCGAAAGUGUCCUAGUGAAGAGCGAGAGAGCCGGGGUACAGAAUGGAGCUCAUCACUAUCCUCGAAAAAACUGUCUCUCCAGAUCGCAAUGAACUGGAGGCGGCGCAGAAGUUUCUGGAGCAGGCGGCCAUAGAGAACCUGCCCACGUUCCUGGUGGAGUUGUCUAAAGUGUUGGCGAACCCAGGGAACACUCAGGUGGCUCGGGUUGCUGCUGGACUGCAGGUGAAGAACUCUCUGACCUCCAAAGACCCCGACAUCAAGACGCAGUACCAGCAGAGAUGGCUGGCCAUCGACGCCAACGCCCGCCGCGAGAUCAAGAACUAUGUUUUACAGACUCUGGGCACAGAGACAUACCGGCCCAGCUCAGCGUCUCAGUGUGUCGCUGGCAUCGCCUGUGCGGAGAUCCCUGUGAACCAGUGGCCCGAGCUGAUCCCACAGCUGGUGGCCAAUGUCACCGACCCGUCCAGCACCGAACACAUGAAGGAGUCCACACUGGAGGCCAUUGGAUACAUCUGCCAGGACAUCGACCCGGAGCAGCUGCAGGAAAAUGCCAAUCAGAUCCUGACCGCCAUCAUCCAGGGUAUGAGGAAGGAAGAGCCCAGUAACAAUGUUAAACUGGCUGCUACCAACGCCCUGCUCAACUCCCUGGAGUUCACCAAAGCCAACUUCGACAAGGAGACGGAGCGGCACUUCAUCAUGCAGGUGGUUUGUGAAGCUACACAGUGUCCCGACACCAGAGUGCGUGUGGCGGCCUUACAGAACCUGGUGAAGAUCAUGUCUCUGUAUUAUCAGUACAUGGAGACGUACAUGGGACCUGCUCUGUUCGCGAUUACCAUCGAGGCAAUGAAGAGCGACAUCGAUGAGGUGGCCCUACAGGGCAUCGAGUUCUGGUCCAACGUCUGUGAUGAGGAGAUGGACCUGGCCAUCGAGGCCUCAGAGGCCUCAGAGCAGGGACGGCCCCCGGAGCACACCAGUAAAUUCUACGCCAAAGGAGCCCUGCAGUACCUGGUCCCGAUCCUUACCCAGACCCUCACCAAACAGGACGAAAAUGACGACGACGAUGACUGGAACCCCUGUAAGGCGGCGGGUGUGUGUCUGAUGCUGCUUGCCACUUGCUGUGAGGAUGACGUGGUUCCUCACGUUCUGCCAUUCAUCAAAGAGCACAUCAAGCACCUUGACUGGCGCUACCGCGACGCCUCUGUCAUGGCCUUCGGAUCCAUCUUGGAGGGACCCGAACUCAACCAGCUCAAACCGCUUGUCAUACAGGCAAUGCCGACGCUAAUUGAGCUAAUGAAGGACCCCAGCGUGGUGGUGAGGGACACCACAGCGUGGACAGUGGGGAGGAUCUGUGAGCUGCUACCUGAAGCCGCCAUCAAUGAGGUCUACCUAGCCCCCCUGCUGCAGUGUCUGAUUGAGGGUCUGGGGGCUGAGCCCAGGGUGGCCUCCAACGUCUGCUGGGCGUUCUCCUCUCUGGCUGAGGCAGCCUACGAGGCCACAGAUGCUGCAGAGGACCAGGAGGAGCCCAGCACCUACUGUCUGUCCUCAUCCUUCGAAAUCAUCGUCCAGAAGCUCCUGGAGACCACCGACAGGCCUGACGGUCACCAGAACAACCUGCGCUCUGCUGCCUACGAGGCUCUGAUGGAGAUCGUCAAGAACAGCGCCAAGGACUGCUAUCCUGCGGUCCAGAAAACCACCCUGGUCAUCAUGGAGAGGCUGCAGCAGGUCCUGCAGAUGGAGUCUCACAUCCAGAGCACCUCAGACAGAAUCCAGUUCAAUGACCUGCAGUCGCUGCUGUGUGCCACUCUACAGAACGUACUUCGCAAAGUCCAGCAUCAGGACGCCCUGCAGAUCUCAGAUGUGGUGAUGGCAUCUUUGCUGAGGAUGUUUCAGAGCACUGCCGGCUCGGGGGGUGUUCAGGAGGACGCUCUGAUGGCUGUGUCCACACUGGUGGAAGUUCUGGGCAGCGACUUCCAGAAAUACAUGGACGCCUUCAAGCCGUUCCUGGGCAUCGGACUGAAGAACUAUGCUGAGUAUCAGGUGUGUCUGGCGGCUGUGGGGCUGGUGUGCGACCUGUGCAGAGCUCUGAUGUCCAACAUCCUGCCUUACUGUGAUGAGAUCAUGCAGCUGCUGCUGGAGAACCUCGGGAACGAGAAUGUCCACCGGUCGGUGAAGCCUCAGAUCCUCUCUGCGUUUGGUGACAUCGCUCUGGCCAUUGGAGGAGAGUUUAAGAAAUACUUGGACAUUGUCCUGGACACGCUGCAGCAGGCCUCUCAAGCCCAGGUUGACAAGACGGACUACGACAUGGUGGACUACUUAAACGAGCUGAGGGAGGGCUGCCUGGAGGCCUACACUGGGAUCAUCCAAGGCCUGAAGGGCGACCAGGAGAAUGUCCACCCUGACGUGAUGUUGGUGCAGCCUCGGGUGGAGUUCAUCCUGUCCUUCAUCCAUCACAUAGCUGAGGAUGAGGACCACUCUGACGGCGUGGUGGCCAACGCUGCUGGGCUCAUCGGUGACCUGUGCACGGCGUUUGGUAAAGACGUAAUGAAGCUGGUAGAGGUUCGCCCACUCAUCAACGACCUGCUGACGGAGGGUCGGCGCUCCAAAACCACCAAGACCAAGACGCUGGCCACCUGGGCCACCAAGGAGCUGCGCAAGCUCAAGAGCCAGGCCUGAUUGUACCUGGCUGGGAGAGAGAGAGAGCGAGAGCUGUGAGAGAUCGACAUCCGUGAACAAUAAGGACAAACUGCCCACCGGAUUUAACUCUUCUGUCUUUGUCGGGUCGAAGCAGAAGUUGGGAUGAGUGUCUGUGUGAGAGAGAGAGAGAGAGAGACGUGUGUGAGAGCGAGAGAUGACAUCACACGCCGAUGACAUCCCCACCCCCACCCCCCAGACUGGACUGACUUCCCCCUCCUCCCACCUGUAAACAAAAACAAACAAGAACUCUGAGCCCUCCCUCCUCCUCCCACAAUCCACCUCUCUCGCUGUAGCCGGGCUCUCCUAUGACAUCAUGAUGUCGUCACUGACCCACUGUUGCCCCCGCCACUGGAGGAGGGGAAACGGAUAUAAACACAGCGGGGAAAAGAAAGACUAGUGGAAUCAGAGACAAAAACUCGGGCGGACUUUGUGAACUUCUGUGGAAAACUUUAGAUUUUCUUGCUCUUAUCUUUUUUCUUCUUCUUCCGAGCAGUAAAACACAUCUGGUGGAGAACCACCUCCACCUGCUCAGUU
Monopterus albus (swamp eel) is the source of this 3526-nucleotide messenger RNA. RefSeq names its product karyopherin (importin) beta 1 (gene kpnb1). The transcript has 22 exons. NCBI's taxonomy places the organism in Eukaryota, Metazoa, Chordata, Actinopteri, Synbranchiformes, Synbranchidae. The record is from RefSeq and is a predicted model, not a curated record. Bases 341 to 2971 code for a protein of 876 amino acids. Gene Ontology annotation, molecular function: small GTPase binding. Gene Ontology annotation, biological process: protein import into nucleus.